Molecule: messenger RNA, 772 nt
Organism: Colias croceus (clouded yellow)
Lineage: Eukaryota; Metazoa; Arthropoda; Insecta; Lepidoptera; Pieridae
Exons: 2
Coding region: 36-353 (105 amino acids)
Source: RefSeq, a predicted model, not a curated record
CAACUGCCUAGUGAUAUGUUAUUGAAUUCAUAACAAUGAAACUCACGGUAAUUUUAGCAUGCCUCGUUUGCGUAGCAAUUGUGGAGGCGCAAUCCGACCUAGUAAGGGAAAUCCUUAAGCGGAAGAUCGCAUCCAUCCUGGCCAGACGUUUGGCCCACGAUGGCCAACUGGGGGAGUCAAGUAGGGACUACGCAAGUGGCAGACAUUACGCUGGUAGACGGUAUGAUAAUGGGGCAAGUGGUGCUGAAGGAGCCGCGUUCCAUAAUGCGGGUAGACGCGAAUUCCACAAUAUUGGACAUCAUCAUAGCGAUCUAUUACCGAUUCAUCCGCAAAACUCAUCCGAAUUAUUUUAGUUCCCGAUUCAUCCGAAAAAAUAUUCCCGAUUCAUCCGAAAUCCAAAUUAUAAUUAUAUAAUUACCAAUUCAUCCGAAAAAAUAUUCCCUUUUCAUCCGGCAUGAAAAUAUCCUUAAAUAAGACAAGAAAAAGUAUAGAUAGCAGAAAAAAUAUUUUAAAAUAUAUUAACUCAUAUUUUUAAUAUACUGUAUUAGGUAUUACAAAUUAUAUGUAUGUAUAAAUACAAGUACUCACUUUUUUACAAUAUUUUUUCACUUUUUAACUGACUUCCCAAAAAGGAGGAGGGUCUCAACUGCCGAGUUGUGUUUUUUUGUGUGUUUGUACAUCGAUAGCGCCCAAACGCGUUGACCGAUUGAUGUGAUUCUUUUUACAUUCGACCCGAAAUAUAUUCCGAGUGGGCCCAUUUCAAGAAUAUUUG